Messenger RNA from Cotesia congregata, 1548 nucleotides. The record is from the annotation of a GenBank genome assembly. NCBI's taxonomy places the organism in Eukaryota, Metazoa, Arthropoda, Insecta, Hymenoptera, Braconidae.
AAAAGUGUCAGUUUGUUGUUAACAAUGAGUGACUGUGAUAAACCGAGUGCCGAGGACCGAAAAAACUCAAAGAUUACUUCCAAAGAAGUAACUAAUUAUUUUAGUGACCAAAAUGAAGAACUUACGCUGGAAGAUUUGGCGCCGGAUGGCGGAUGGGGGUGGAUGAGCGCCCUCGCUAUGAUUAUUGUUUACGUGACGGCGUUCGUCCCGGGGAAUUCCUUCUCGAUAGUCUUCGGAGAUUUCUUCGAGGCGACAGGCCAGUCAGGAUCCGCGAUGACGAUCCUAACUUCCGUUUAUAUGAUAAGUUUUUCCCUGGCAGGUGUUAUGACCAACGCGCUGCUGAAGAAAUAUUCCUUAAGAUUGGUCAGCGUUUCCGCGGCCCUUCUCUGUGUGCUUCCUAAUUUGUCUUGUGCGUUCGCAACACAUGUUUAUCAGCUGGGAAUUAUUUUCUUCAUCCAAGGAACUGGUGCUGGAUUGAUGGACACUAUCCUCAGUGCAAAUCUCAACGCGUAUUUUAUCAAGAAUCGGGCCAAGGUAGUAAGUGGGACCCAAGUACUGAUCGGCAUAGGAGGAAUAGUAUAUCCGAUGAUAAUCGAUGCGCUGAUGGAAAUUUACGGAUUUCGAGGAAUGGUGUCGUUGAUUGCUGCUCUCAGCCUGAACACAAUCCCGGGGAUGAUGUUGUUGCACCCGGUGGAGUGGCACUUGAGAGAUCCAAAAGAAGUUCUGGAGGAGAGACGAAAAUUGAAAGGCAGCGUCAAAGACAGUCCCUUUCAGGAGCCUCUUCUUUCUCUCAAUUCUGAGGAUAGUAAUGAAAAAAUUGAAGGGAAGAAAAUUGUCAUUAAAAGGAAGUCUGUAACCAGCCAAGAAGACUCCUCUUUAUGGCACAAGUUGUCGGACUUGUUCGACUUAUCGCUUCUGAAAGACAGGAGGUUCAUGAUAAUGACCCUAGGAAUUUCGUUUGUCUUUGUAGCCGACUCGACAUUCGUUUCUCUAGUUCCUCUAGCGAUGCUGGAAGAUGGGUACACAAACACAGAAACCGCUGGUACGAUAAGCAUAACCGCUGCUGCAGAAUUGGGCUCAAGGAUUUUCUACCUGCUCUUCACUAUGGUAGUAAAUUGUCGGGCUAGAUUUGUUUUCUUCGGAGCGAUGAUUGUGAUGGGCUUCGCCAGAUUCGCUUACCUCUACUUCGAGAGCACAUUAAUGGGGAUAUACAUCUGCACAGCGGCAAUGGGAAUUGUAAGGACAUUUUUGAUAGUCCCGCAGCCGCUGGUAGUCGUGGAAAAACACCCCGUCGAAAUGUACGCGGCUUGCUACGGAAUUUUCGCUCUGAUUAGUGGAAUUAUUAUGAUCGUUAUUGGGCCACUAGUCGGAAUAAUCAAAGACGCAACGGACAGCUUCCAGGUGGGACAACUCGUUCUAGUAGGGCUAAAUUGCGCAUUCAUCGUACCCUGGGCGUUGGAGUUUCUGGUGGACUAUCGGCAGAAAAGAAGAAACAGAGUUGUUAAUACUACCGGCAACAUAAAUGCCGACAAUCACGUGAUAGCUUAA